AUGAUUUUUUCAAAGCUAGAUUUUUUCUCUUCUCAGUUUUCUUUUAACACUGGUAAUCAUUAGGCGAAGAGAGGGACUUUGUUUGGAACUGUACUUUCGUUCAUUGUAUUUACUACAACGAUUGUAUAUUUUGUUUACAUUUUUACGCAGUAUGUUACCAAUCAAAUCGACCCUAUCUUUAGAUCUUAAAGUAUAAUAAGUUAAUAUUAAAUCGAGACAGAAUUAAAUAGCGAUUUAAUUGGGUUUAGAUUUGAAUAUGGCAGUAGUUCUUAUGAAGAAUUAUAUCCUAAAAACUAUACUUAUUUGGUAUAUUUAGCCUACCUUUAAUACACUACUCCUGAUAUUAGCAUACUAAUUCCACUAAAUGUUACUGACUGUACAAAUCCUGAUCUUGAAGGAUUCAAAUGUCUGGAUUUUUCAAAUGUAAAGAAUUAUACACUGUUUCUUAACACAGAUAAAAAUAUGAAAUCUACAGUUUAAGUACAAACUUAUGGUUGCAGAGAUAUUGAUACUUUGAAAACUACUAUUCCUGAUAAUUGUGCAGAUUAAUCUCAAAUUGAUAGUAUGAUUAAUGGUAUAAACUCUAUUUUAAGGUUUAAAAUUUACACAUCUCAAUAUAAUACCGCCACGCAAUAGAAAGAAGUUAACUAUAGAAAUGCAUAUGUCUACACAGUGGCUAAUUAGUAAAUAGUAACGCAAUUAAAAACCCAAAUUUAAAAUACUUAGAUAAAAUAAGGUUUAAUAGUGUAAUCAUCAAACAAUUUUACAUCACCAAUUUAAUGUACUUAAUAAGAUUAAAGUAUUGAUAGAAAUUAUGCUCUUGUCCAAAUAGGGGCUGGAGCCUAUAACAUGAUGAUAUUAAUGGUUGAUGAGAUCGUUUAGCAUAUUUAAAUUUAAUAUCCUACAUUGCCUCAGGUUUUAGCCUUAGUAAGCAGUAUAUUUACUCUAUUAAUGAUGCUUGGUAUUUUUGGUAGAAUAGUUUCUUAAAAAUCAAUUUAAUAAGACUUAUUAAUACUUUUCUUGAAGUGUAUAUAUCAAGAUAGUUAUUUAGGUUUACUAAAAAAAACUAAUAAUAACACUCUAUGCAAAUAAUAAUAAACUUAAUAAUAGAUUAUAACGAAUCAAGAAAAUUUAGUUGGUGGAGAAUUAAGAUAAAGUGAGGCUAAAGAAACAGAUGAUGAUAAAAUAUAAGAAAAAGACUAGUAAGUAACUAUUCCAGCUUUUUAUAAUAGACAAAAAAAAUCUUUGGACAUAGAAUAAUUAAGUAACAAUAAUACAUACAAUAUUGAAAAUAUGCUAUUUGCGCAUAAUAACUACCAAUCAAGUAAUAAUAGUUAAUCACCAUAAUCGAUGUAUUAAUCAAUUUAUCAAGAUAAUAUAAUCGAUGAAAUUAAUUAAGAAAAUUCAAAUAAAAAUAGACAUAUAAUUAAUGAAAUAGAAUCUGAUAAUAAAUAUUCAGACACAAAUCAAAAGUAAAACUAGUAAAAACGAAAUUUUUCAAGCUACAUUUCUUAAAAUAAUAUUAAUAGAAAAUAUAAUUUUAAUAAUCGGAUGAGCCAAUUUUAGUUUAAACUUUAAAAUAAGAAGUGCUAUAGAUUUAAUAACAAAAAAGCAAAUCUGAUGGAAAAUUUGAAAGUCAUUUAAGAUAUCAAUUGCUCAAACAAAAUAUAAUAAGACUUAAGAAAUAUAAGAAAAAAAAUGGAGGAUAUUAAUAAAAAGCAACUAUAAAAUAUUGAGUAGUAAAUAAAAAAAGACAUGAAUAUUUUUAACUUUAUUAAGGAUAUCAUCUUAGUAAAAAAAGCAAUUAUGAUGAUUCUAACUAAAGAAUAACUAGCAGCUCUCCAUCUUGUAAGCUGUUCUUCAAAUUACUUAGAUGUAGACUUAAAUAAUGUUGAAUCUGAUGUAGAUGAAUUAGAACAAAGGUUAAAUUUAAGCCAUUAUGAAAAACAGUUAGCCAUUUUACAGUCAGAGAAAUUCUAAAGUUAGUACUUACAAGAUUUCUUAUCAAAGUUUUCUGAUGAUGAAAAUAUAAACGAAAUAGACAUCAGAAUCUUAUCAUCAAUAAAAAAAUGUCACUUAAAUUGA
Messenger RNA from Tetrahymena thermophila SB210, 2085 nucleotides. Its product is annotated as AMP-binding enzyme family protein. The record is from RefSeq and is a predicted model, not a curated record. The transcript is spliced from 3 exons. NCBI's taxonomy places the organism in Eukaryota, Ciliophora, Oligohymenophorea, Hymenostomatida, Tetrahymenidae.